Messenger RNA from Anthostomella pinea, 870 nucleotides. Lineage: Eukaryota; Fungi; Ascomycota; Sordariomycetes; Xylariales; Xylariaceae. The record is from the annotation of a GenBank genome assembly.
AUGGCUUCCCUGCCAGACGAACCCCAGGCCGAGGAGCAGCCCAUCAUCAUGGCGACCAGAUGCCAAACCUGCGGCUCCUUGAAACCUCUGGAUGCGGACGUCCCCGAGCGCGGAAACUCCGUUAGUCCAGCUGAUGCCGUAAGAUCCAAAGGCAAUGGCCCUAGCAAAGAUGAGACAAAGUCGCCCGAGCGCACCCCGGCCAUCUCAUCAUCCACCGACCAGCCCGACUCAUCGCGACGUCAAGACAAUACGGCUGGUGUGGCGGCGAACGUGAUUGUUUCCACAGCUGGACGAUCUGCUCCCUCGGUGUCUUCAAACAAGUUGCAUGCUACCAAUUCCGACAUGUCCAAGUCAGCGAGACCGGCCCCAGCUGUACCGCAAGACAAACAGAGGCUUCAGUCAGUCGCGCAUGGUCCCAAGAAAAGCGCCUCGGGUACCAAGCCUGAAAGCAUAGAGACCAACACGGCUCGGCAGAAGGCUGCGACCGUUGGUCCUGAUCCUUCCGACCGCCUCCUGAACACUUCACAGCCUGGGCCGGUCCGGGCAUCUAUUCCCAAAACCAAGGUACCAAAAGCUCCGACCGAAGCCCAACGGGUCAACGGCAAUGCAAUGGUGACUGUCGGCAGGCAGACAGAUUUCCACGUCGCAGUUGAGCCUGUUCGCAGAGAGGAGCCUCCCAUUAUCUCUAAGAAGCGACGUGCCCAGGAUCCCGAACACGAGGCGAAGAGACGCAAGGGACCGUUGGGCUCUCUUGAGACGAAAGUGAUCUCGACUCUUGCAGCUGAUGCCAGAGCAGACAUCACAAACCGCGAAGCAGCUGCGAAUCGCGGGAGUCUCAGGUCCAGGGUGUCACUAAAGUCCACGGAAUGA